Sciurus carolinensis (gray squirrel) is the source of this 4051-nucleotide messenger RNA. It is a transcript of the gene Swt1, whose product is annotated as SWT1 RNA endoribonuclease homolog. NCBI's taxonomy places the organism in Eukaryota, Metazoa, Chordata, Mammalia, Rodentia, Sciuridae. The coding region runs from base 275 to 2947 and encodes 890 amino acids. The record is from RefSeq and is a predicted model, not a curated record. Gene Ontology annotation, cellular component: nucleus. The transcript is spliced from 19 exons.
GGAGUUCGGUUUCCGCCGAGCGCCUGCGUCCCGCCCGCCGCCGGCGGAGCGCGCCGAGCCUACAGCCCCCAGGGUGCACUGCGCCGCGGGGCGGGGUGGAGCCAAGCCCUCGGAACCAGCAGCUGGAGGGCUGAGCAGACCCCGCGGAGCGCUCGCGAGGGAGGCUGGGUCUGAGCGCAGGACUACGUUUCCCAGCGGGCGGCGGGCCCGCGGGGGCGCUUUUCCGUGGCCUGGGACUCCGGAGUCGCCCCCGCCGCGGGCGCUGCUUUUCAAGAUGUCCAAUAAAGAAUCUUAUGGAAAAGAAGAUAAGUCUCAGGGAAAAGGCACCACCUUAUUGCCAGUCUUUGAUGAAGAAGACAAGAAAAAGAAAAACAUCUCAGCAAGUUCUACUAGUUCAGUUUACUCUGUGAGACCAGUUUCAUCAGAGAGGAGAAAACUGAAAUCAGAUCAGACAGAAAUUCUUUAUUGUAAUACAAAAAGAAGACAGGAACUGAAAAGAUUGAAUGUAGAAGUCGACACAGAAACACCGAGAAAGAGACCAAAAACCAGUUCCUCAUCCCAAGGACCUGCUAAAAUCCAAGAAACAUCAUAUUCAAAUGAUAAUCAGAUUAUCUUGCAGAUUCCUUCUUCAAAAGGAAUUAAAGAUACUAAAGUUAGAAAUAUGAAAUUGACAAAUGUUAGAAAUAAGCUUGGACAUGAAAUGAAAAAUCUUAACAGUCAUAAAAUUGCCAAAGAUAUGAAACCUAAAGUUGAAGGCCAAGCAAAGGACAAGAAGUGGCCUCAUUUACUGGCUCAGAAGGAGAAGAUGAGAGAACUAACCAGUAAAUUUAGAGACAAUUCUGAAAAACUUGUCUUGGAGAAAUGCCAGAAAAAUCCAUUUUCUCAGGAUUGUAAUUCCAACAGGAUAAUUAAGGAACCUUUGGAAUCUAGAAGGAAGAUCAGCUUCAAAAUCCCAACAAAAUCCUGUAGUACGCUCCAGAGACUGGUAGAAGAAAACGUCUUCAAUUUAGAGUCUAAUAAGUCAAAGACUAAACAAGAGGGCAAAGGAGGCCUGGGAACCUCACGAGUUUCAUUAAAUUUAGCCAGGCACAAAACUGAACGCCUAUUUUCAGAUUCGUCGUAUAAACCUGAGUGGAAAGGAAAGCAUCGUCAUGGACAUCAAGAAAGGAAUGAUUCAAUUUCCAAGGAAAUGCUUACCCAGAGGUUUGAAACACCAUGUUCUUCAGUGGGACCUGAAAGUAUUCAAGAUACAGAUCAAGAGAUGCAGAUAGUAGAAGAGCUUCAUGCUGCACGUGUGGGAAAAAGUGUCGAUUUACCUGUGGUACCACCUUCUGGAGAGCUAAUGAGUAUGGAAAUUGACUUGGUGGAAGAUGAUGUACAUUCUUCUGCUGCAAAUACUGAUUCGGACAAAAAACUUCUAAUUGUUAUUGACACGAAUAUUCUGAUGAAUCAUCUCAAAUUUGUUAGACUUUUGAAGACAACAGAAAUACCAGGCUUUGAUGGACUUGUUCUAAUAAUUCCCUGGGUGGUUGUGCAAGAGCUAGAUCGUAUGAAGGCAGGAAAACUACUAAAACAUGCCCAGCACAAAGCUAUACCUGCAGUUCAUUUCAUCAAUGACAGCCUCAGAAAUCAAGAUAAAACACUGUGGGGUCAGUCAAUACAACUUGCAUCUCAAAAGCUUUAUGGACUGAGUGAUGAGAACAAUGAUGAUAGGGUAUUAAAAUGCUGCCUGCAGUACCAGGAAUUAUUCCCCUGUUCUCUUGUCAUUCUGUGCACGGAUGACAGAAAUUUAAGAAGCAAAGGCCUCAUAAGCGGCGUGAAGUCACUCAGUAAAGAAGAAUUGAGUGGAGAGCUGCUUAACUUAUCUCUGAACACAGAUGUGUGUCAUCAGCCUUGUAUUUCUAAGCAACGAUCGAAAGCAGAAGCAACACCGGUAGAAGAGAGCUCUGAUGAAAAGUCUACAAAUUCAGGACUGUCCAUUCUACUUGAGCGUAUAAUAGCUGAUCUUGAAAAAUCUCUUGGAACAGCUUUAUCUUCAAUAUUAGAAACAGAAAUGAAAAUUGCUUUUGGAAACCUUUGGAUGGAGAUGCUGUACUUGAAACCACCAUGGACUCUAAUACACAUACUACAGUGCUUUAAAAAACACUGGUUGGCUGUGUUUGGAUUAAUUAUGGAAAAGAACUUGCUUUUAACUGUUGAGAGCCUAUAUGAAAAUCUCUGUAGAGCUAAUAAGGCAGUGGAUUUUACAACAGUGAAAUUCCUGCUUCGGGAUUCUAAAAGUUUGUUACAUGCUUUCAGUACAAGGUCAAAUUAUGAUGGUAUUCUUCCACAGGCCUUUGCUGAAGUGAACAAACUACUCCAAACAUGGUCAGAGGUCAAGACAAAAUGCACACCAAAUUCUUCAGAAAAUUCAGUGAGUAAAAAGCAGGAAGAUAGUUCUUUGAUGAAGUCUCAUAACCAAGAAAUCACUGUUUUCUCCAGUUCUCAUCUUCCUCAACCCAACAGGCAUCAAGAAAUAUGGUCUAUCCUAGAGAAUCUUUGGAUUACAAUAUAUCAAAACAGCAUAGAUGUGUUUCAAAGAUUGGGCUCAAAUUCAACUCUGACUACUUCAAAAAUAGCAUCUUUUGAGGAAGCAUUUAUAUAUCUUCAAAAGUUAAUGGCAGCUGUGAAGGAUAUUCUUGAAGGCAUUCAAAGAAUUUUGGCUCCCAACAGUAAUUAUCAAGAUGUCGAGACCCUCUAUAACUUCUUAAUCAAGCAUGAGGUAAAUAAAAAUGUCACAUUUACUGCCCAGGAACUUUAUGAUUGUGUUUCACAGACCGAGUAUCGGGAAAAGUUAACCAUCGGGUGUCGCCAGCUGUUUGAGAUGGAGUGUACCAUGCAGCAGUGCAAUGCAUCUGUCUACAUGGAGGCCAAAAAUAGGGGAUGGUGUGAGGACAUGCCCAAUUAAAGGACCUAAGUACUGAUUUGUAACUGAAGAGGAUUGCAUUUGUCUUCAUGAAUAAGUGUGUCACUUAGAACAUGGUCACUUUUUUGAACCAAACUCUAGAGUCUGAAUUUUAAAUGUUUCACAGGUACGAAAAAGUGAUAUUACUGACAAUCUCACUGAAGCUCUAAAAAAGCCUAAUGCAUCAGUUGUGGGAUAAAUUGUGGACUCUUCUGGAGUUGGCAGUAUGUCCAUACCUCUACUCCUGCUACCCAGCCAGUAUCUCUGAGGAAAAGAGAGCCAUCUUUUCAGUCUUGUGGCAGAAGCCAUUGUGGCAUCUGAGGAAGGCCUAGGACACCUCAUUAGCAUCUCUCCCAACCCUGCAUAUGGGCACAUGAUCAGACACUGCCAGAUGCUAAGGAAGAAUUAGGACAUGACCAUGCUCUCUACAUUCCAUAAAUAAACUCUCGUCCUGGGCUGGUUUUGUUGUUGUUUGUUUUUUGUUGUUUUUUUGUUUUUCACAGUACUGGGGAUCAAACCCAGGGGUGUACUACCACUAUGUUACAUCCCCACCCCUUUUUAAAUUUUGAGACUUGGUCUAAGUUGUUGCUGGCCUCGAACUUGUGAUCCUCCAGCCUCAGUCUCCCAAGUUGCUGGGAUUACAGACAUGUGCCAUCAUGCCCAUCUGUCUUGGGCUGUUCUUAUGAUCAAACUUUGAUUCAUGUAAACCUGGUGGAAAUAACAUCACCCACCUUCCUCAGGGUAGUGAAAGAAUUUUGACUUUAGUUCCUGUCUUCCUAUCCAGCUCUUCUUUCUUUCUCUGGGCUUGUCACUUUUCAGUGCAUUUCCCGUGGGGAAGAGCAGCACAACCCCUACUGAGUUGUCCCUUAGGUAUGUGAAGGAACAUGGAUUUUUUGGAAUUAGGUGGCAGUGACUGAUGUGUGCCCCUGUCUAAAAGCAAGUGUUUAAUUGACAACUUUCUUGGUUAUACAGCAAGUUGGAAAUCCUUGUUUACAGGUGUGUAUUAUGCUUUUGUUAAUACAUUAGACUGAAUCAAAUUUGGUAUUCUAUUAUAAAUGUUAUUUUUAAAAAAGAGCAAUAAAUAACAUUUUUAGUAAGAUUUUGUUU